This is a messenger RNA of Verticillium nonalfalfae, 576 nucleotides long. RefSeq names its product 40S ribosomal protein S9 (gene RPS9). NCBI's taxonomy places the organism in Eukaryota, Fungi, Ascomycota, Sordariomycetes, Glomerellales, Plectosphaerellaceae. Gene Ontology annotation, cellular component: cytosolic small ribosomal subunit. Gene Ontology annotation, biological process: translation; positive regulation of translational fidelity. The record is from RefSeq and is a predicted model, not a curated record. Bases 1 to 576 code for a protein of 191 amino acids. Gene Ontology annotation, molecular function: structural constituent of ribosome; rRNA binding. The transcript has 4 exons.
AUGGCUCCUCUUUCCUACUCCAAGACCUCGCGCGUCCCGCGUCGCCCCUUCGAGGCCGCCCGUCUUGACUCCGAGCUCAAGCUCGUUGGCGAGUACGGUCUCCGCAACAAGCGUGAGGUCUGGCGUGUCCAGCUCACCCUCUCCAAGAUUCGUCGUGCUGCUCGUCAGCUCCUUACUCUUGACGAGAAGGACCCCAAGCGUCUCUUCGAGGGCAAUGCGCUCAUUCGCCGUCUCGUCCGUGUCGGUGUUCUCGACGAGUCCCGUAUGAAGCUCGAUUACGUCCUUGCCCUUAAGGUCGAGGAUUUCCUUGAGCGCCGCCUCCAGACUUGCGUCUACAAGCUCGGUCUCGCCAAGUCCAUCCACCACGCCCGUGUCCUGAUCCGCCAGCGCCACAUCCGCGUCGGCAAGCAGAUCGUGAACGUCCCCUCGUUCAUUGUCCGUCUCGACUCGCAGAAGCACAUCGACUUCGCUCUUACCUCGGCCUUCGGCGGCGGUCGCCCUGGUCGCAUUCGUCGCAAGAAGGCCAAGUCGGCUGAGAAGAACGACGAUGGUGAGGAGGAUGAGGACGAAGAGUAA